Messenger RNA from Uloborus diversus, 1214 nucleotides. RefSeq lists its product as uncharacterized. The record is from RefSeq and is a predicted model, not a curated record. The transcript is spliced from 6 exons. The coding region runs from base 111 to 1214 and encodes 367 amino acids. NCBI's taxonomy places the organism in Eukaryota, Metazoa, Arthropoda, Arachnida, Araneae, Uloboridae.
UGACCCUCUACCAACGAGACACGACAGAAGGCAUCUGCCGCCAUUUUCAAAGCCUCAUCCGAACAUUAGUUGAGCAUAAAAGCUCUCCGGAUUUUUGGAAGCUUCCUACAAUGGUUGCUGAACUAAACAGCAAGUAUAAGGAAAUGGUUUUAGACAUCUGUGCUGAGACUAUCCAUGAACUCCACGCUGAAAACCUCACGCAUUCUUUUCCUGGAAAGAAUCCUGAACAAACUACUCAACUCGUUAAGGAAAAAAUUCUUAGACCUUGCCUUUUAUCUUAUCCUGAAUACUUGCGUAGGCAUACGCAAGAGGUAGUGCGAAGUUUAACAGCAACUGAUCCAAGUUAUUUCCUGUCUCUGGUUGAUCAUCUGCAAUCAACAACUUGUUCCAUACUUGAUUACAAGAAAGUUGAUAUGAUGUUCAAAAGUCCGGGCAUAGACCCUUCAAUUCGAGAUAUGUGGCGUGUAUGGGGACAUGAACAGAUCUCUCGCAAAGUCUUCCCAGUCACAAUGGCCGCUUCAACACCUCUCACCAAGCUGGGGCCCUUGUACGGGCAUUUGCCCGGAGUCUCUGACACUGGUCCCGAAGCAGUGGUCAGCGUGGGAACUCUAUCCCAUGUACCCGUCAAAGAAGGACUCCAAAGUGUCAUCAAGUGUUUGAAAUCACAAGAUAUUUCACAAAUCAAAAUGAAAGGUGCUGACCACGAAUCUAAAUUUCACUCCUGCAACUGCAGCGUUUGUAAAAUACAGCCACAAGCACGAAGAAAUUCGAGGAUGAAACUUUAUGGUGAUUUUGCCAAGCAAUCAGUUGCUGCAUCUCCAGAGUGUUCUGCGUUCCAUCUUCCACAUCAGAAACGACAAGCAUCAUCAACCACACCAUCAGAAGAAUUCUGCAGCAGUAGAUCCUCCUUCCGAUUACAGUCCAGCGUCUCAACAUUCUCCUAUCACCAUCGUCACCAUCAUCACCACAGCUCCUUCCUACAGCCAGAAAGCAGAACUCAACACACCGACUUCCACCAGACAUUCGACAUCAGUUCUUCAGACCAAACGAGGAACGGAUACGGAUCCUUAUCAGCUUCCAGUCAUGUGGUUCAGCCUGUUCCUCACUAUUUGCCAAUAAACUUGAAAGCGUUUUCACAGCGAAUGUUGUAUGGAUAUCCAAUGUUAAAUAAGCCUCAAUAUCCAUUGUCCAUAGCAACGAGGCACGGACAUUGA